UUAACAUAUAAAAUGGCUACUCAACCAUUGUUAGAGACAUUACCCAAAGACUUUCACAAGAUGCCUCCUAAUUAUGACUUUUCACAUAAGGGUAUUAUUGAAUUGUAAUAUAAGGAAUCAAUUGGAAAGAUUAUGAGAAAGAUUUUGUGUUAAGGACUGAUGCAGUUUGGGAAAAAGAUCAAUUAAAAGAUUGGUUUAGAUUAUAUACAAAAGUAAAUAACUCUAUAAUUUUAGUGUUUUUACUUUGAUACAACAGCAAAUAAAUAUUCUUUGAUGGAGCCUGAUGAUGUGUAUACUAUAUUAUUUGAAGGAUGUAAUGGAUUAUUUACAAAUCUAAUAUAGGGGCAUUGGAAGAUUGUUUAUUUCCUUUUAGAGGUACAACUCCAACUGGCAGAACUAAUUGUUUCUAAGUUGGUUUACCACCUAAAUAAAAAGUCUAUGUUCCUUAUCCAACAUAUUAAUCAUAAUAAGAUUACUUUACUCUCUGUGCCUUGAGAUUUUAAAAAUGGUUUGAUUGUGAUUAAGCUGAGCAUUUCAAAAUGGAUAAAACUGAAGCUGAUUAUUUGAAAAGAGCAAAAGUCUAUCCAUGUUAUGCUAUGUUUUAUGAGGCUGCUUAUGCAUGCACAGUUAUUUAUUUAUUUUACAUUAUAGGAUGAUAUGUUUGAUUUCCUUAUGGAAUUAGCAUAUACAAGACGAUCAAAUAGAACAUUUGAAUAUAACCAUUUCCAACAUGAAAUGCGUCGUCCUCCAACUGUUUAUGAUUCUCCUAAAAAUGCAGAGAGAAUUAAAAAAACAUAUUGAAAUAUCAUUAGUAAAUGUAAAAUAAUAUCAUAA
Paramecium sonneborni is the source of this 834-nucleotide messenger RNA. NCBI's taxonomy places the organism in Eukaryota, Ciliophora, Oligohymenophorea, Peniculida, Parameciidae. The record is from the annotation of a GenBank genome assembly.